Messenger RNA from Trichoderma breve, 624 nucleotides. Its product is annotated as hemerythrin HHE cation binding domain-containing protein. Bases 1 to 624 code for a protein of 207 amino acids. The record is from RefSeq and is a predicted model, not a curated record. The transcript is spliced from 2 exons. NCBI's taxonomy places the organism in Eukaryota, Fungi, Ascomycota, Sordariomycetes, Hypocreales, Hypocreaceae.
AUGGCAAGCACAGAGACCAACAGCAGUCGGCCGUGGGCUGACGGCCCUUUUGAACUGAUUUCGAUUGCAUCUCUUGGGUACAAGUGUCAGCCCGGGGAGAAAGUUGCGCCAUACCACUCCAUGGCCGCGGAAAUGAUCACCGUCCAUAAUUGCUUAUUAAGGGGCAUCAACAGCGUCUAUCUCCAGUGCGUCAACGUGGAACGUUCGCCAGAGAGCAUUCCGGCCUUUAUUAAAUAUGCAAAAGCAUGGGGCCACAUUCUUCAUGAACAUCAUACAACCGAAGAGAAAUGGUUUUUCCCCGAGAUUGAGGCAAUCACUGGCGAGAAAGGCAUCAUGGACGUCAAUGUCGAGCAACACCAUGCCUUUGAUGACGGCCUCAAACAGUACAACGCUCAUCUGGAGAAUGCGGAAACCGGCAAGGAAACGUACGAUGGGGCUAAGCUCAAGAGUGUAAUAGACUCAUUCAUGCCUGUUCUUAGGCAGCAUUUGCAAGAUGAGAUCUUUACUCUCAAAACCUUUGAAAAGUAUAAGGAUAAAACCGACUGGGCCAAAUGGACAAAGGAGACAGCAUCAAAAGCGAUAAAGGCGACCCAGACUGCUGAUGGCAUGGUAAGUGUAUCUUGA